UGUAACUCAAAAUAUGCAAUAAUCUGGGAAGCAGCUCGCGCUGAACUCCUCGCGGCAAACCGAGAACAAACUACAGUGUGUUCUUUCAUUAGGAAGACAGCGCAUUUCCAGCGGGAUCCGGCCACAGGGCUUCGCUUGACUAACGAGCAGCGAUGAGCUUUUUUGGUUUUGGUCAGAGUGCGGACAUAGAUAUAGUUCUGAAUGACGCCGAAACGAGAAAGAAAGCUGAGCACAGAAGCGAAGACGGCAGGAAAGACAAAUAUUUCCUUUUCUACGACGGGGAAACUGUUUCCGGAAAAGUCAACGUUACACUCAAAUACCCGGGAAAGAGGCUGGAGCAUAAUGGCAUCAAAAUCGAGUUUAUCGGCCAGAUAGAAAUGUACUAUGACAGGGGGAAUCAUCACGAGUUUGUGUCUCUGGUGAAAGACUUGGCUCGACCAGGGGAGCUCACACAGUCACAGACGUUUGACUUUGAGUUCACACAUGUGGAGAAACCCUACGAAUCAUACACUGGUCAGAACGUCAAGUUACGCUACUUUCUCAGGGCGACAGUAGGCCGGAGACUCAACGACAUCAGCAAAGAGUUGGAUCUUGUGGUUCACACACUCAGCACCUACCCCGAGCUGAACUCCUCCAUCAAGAUGGAAGUUGGCAUUGAGGACUGUCUACACAUAGAGUUUGAGUACAAUAAGUCCAAGUAUCACCUAAAAGAUGUUAUUGUAGGGAAGAUUUACUUCCUCCUAGUGAGGAUUAAGAUCAGACAUAUGGAGAUUGACAUCAUCAAGCGGGAGACAACUGGCACAGGCCCUAACGUCUACCAUGAGAACGACACCAUAGCAAAGUAUGAAAUAAUGGAUGGUGCCCCCGUCAGAGGAGAGUCCAUCCCCAUCAGGCUGUUUCUGGCAGGCUAUGAGUUGACCCCCACAAUGAGGGACAUUAACAAGAAGUUCUCUGUGCGGUACUACCUUAAUCUGGUCCUCAUCGAUGAAGAGGAAAGACGCUAUUUCAAACAGCAGGUACACAGACAGUGAGAUCACAUGAGAUCUGUAGUUCUUCUGCUCACUCACUAGAGGUGGGA
Molecule: messenger RNA, 1078 nt
Organism: Neolamprologus brichardi
Lineage: Eukaryota; Metazoa; Chordata; Actinopteri; Cichliformes; Cichlidae
Source: RefSeq, a predicted model, not a curated record